Hyaloscypha bicolor E is the source of this 2428-nucleotide messenger RNA. RefSeq lists its product as uncharacterized. The record is from RefSeq and is a predicted model, not a curated record. Lineage: Eukaryota; Fungi; Ascomycota; Leotiomycetes; Helotiales; Hyaloscyphaceae. Bases 1 to 2094 code for a protein of 697 amino acids. Gene Ontology annotation, molecular function: phosphatidylinositol binding. The transcript has 4 exons.
AUGGAGAAAAAUGAGGAGAGGAAAACCUUGUCGCCUGCCCAGUCGGCCGCCCUUUUUGAUCUUCUCUCUCACCACAAUGUUUACUCAGAGAUCCGCGACUUUAGGAUACCCGGAAGCCUCAAGCAUUAUGGACCCCCUUUUCAAGUCGAGGAGGAAAAGCCGUCAACCUCGCCGGCGCUCCAAGGAUUGGUGUCAAAGUUUCUCCUGAACCUACCCGGUCUGAAGGAUGUGCCGGAGGAAUUCUGGAAAGUUCAACUUCACGACAUCAUCGAAGGACUGGAGCGUGCCAACCUGAGCGAGAGCUACGAUAAGGGCAUUAUUGGAACUCGAAAAACAGUGGCGACUGCAAUAUCAGCCUUGAUUGAAUAUCCAGUAAGGGGGACUUCAGGAGGAUUUUCAAAGGUUCAGGAUCCAGAUCCCAAGUACGAUCUGUCCAAACCCGAGGAUCUCUCAAAAGCUUUCCGGAAUCUCAUGGACGCCUCAAUAUAUGGUACCGCUCUGGGUGACCUCGUUGCGAAGGUGGCGCAAACUGACAAACUCGCUGAUCAUGAGCCCCUCAUACAAGCCGCUCAUGAAUUUGUGCUUGUGAAUAUUGCAUCUUUCAUGCACUAUGCGCUCAUAUUGUCACCGAAAGGACAAUAUUUGCUCAAACUUGUGGGCAACGUGAACAGACUCGUUCCGUAUGUGGUCAUCCGACAGACCCUUAAAAUUGGCAAUGUUGCAACCAUGAUCAGCGCGAUGAUGAAAGUUGUCCUUGCCAAGAUGAGUGUUUCGACGAUCACGAACUGGAUGGGGCUGACUUCGGGCGAAGAUCAAGGAAUGAAUUUGAUGCAAUCAAUCAUCUCCACAGUAUUACAUUGGGACAACAGAGACUUGGAGAGCCGGGCGUCGAAGAUUGAGAGUGACAAGACCGCGGCUUUGAGCAAGGAUCAGCUCCGUUGUCUGAAAGAAUAUGUGGACAAAUCUCGAGAAGAACAAGAUGAAAUACGCCAUCAGAGCCAACAAACCUCUAUUUCAAUCGUCAUUUCCAUCCUUGCUUUCUCAUCACUACCUACAGACCUCUCUGAAGCAACACACACCCUGGCACUCGAGUAUCUCAAUGUUCAGCUCUCCAUCCGAGACCGAAAGCAGCUCAUCCAGUCCCUCUGCCACAGUAGUCCAGACCACGUCACAACUACUGUCCGUGUUGCCGUUUCCGCAUACGAGCCCGUGAUCCGAAAUGUCCACAAAGCUGUGGAUCUUUCUGAUACGGUGUCCGACUUCGAAGCCUUUCUUGGGGAUAUGCUGAAAAUAUCGAAAAUUCAAGACGAGACAUCAAUUCCGACGGUAGGAGAUUUUGUGGCGCUGCUAAAGAAGCAUCAAUAUUCUUGCCAUAAAUUCCUCCACCAGGUUUGCAAGAAUGGAAAAGAACUAACAGGAUGGUACCUUGAAUGGGCAAAGGAGGCAGCUUCACAUUUUCGACGGGAAACAGAUCAUUCCGAUGCGAAGAUCCGGGACGCAGGCGACUUGACUGCACCCUUGAACGACCUUUUUUCUAAGCUUUCAGCAGAACAGCAAAACAGAAUCCUUCCAAUACUGGACCGGCAGAUUAAAUACAUAGACGAAAUGCACGCAUCAUCACAUAAACGACUAGAAGCCGUUCUCACCUCCCCACCUUCAAAGAAUCCAAUAAUCGCAAAGAUCAUUGCAUCCUCCGCCAACUCAAGAUCGUCGAGUCGCUCCUCGUCUCCGGCUCCCAGCGAGAAAGGAACACAAACUCCGAAAAUUUCACCAUCUAGACCUUCAUCAGAUCCUGGGCCUGGUGCUUAUUUAUCACGUUGGCAGGACCUGUUGGAUAAUACGCCCAUUACCCCUCUCUCGCCAUCUGGGAAGGUUGAGAAAGCAAUUGGCAAGGCGGUGGUGAAAGGUAGCACAAAGGACGUAGAUGGCGAGCAAUUGGUUGAAGUGCCGGAUGGGAAGACUGGCGCUGAGAAAGUUCGAGAGCGGGUGAGUGGAGAAGGGAGCACAGGCGGUAAGCCGGACGUCAGGACUGUAGUUGAGGCAAUGGGUCAGGAUUUCAGGGCAUUGUUGGCAGCCCGAGGAGUUUACUGGUAACGAGUAAGAAAACGAAUACAACCGUACGUAUAUGAGUUUGGAAGGUUUGUACGACCAUGUACUCUGCAGUGGCAGAUCACAAGAAUUCAAGCGAGUACUUGCAACGAUAGAACUUGCCACUGGGUGUAAGAUGUUCAAACUUUCGAAGGAAAAGGCUCCCGCAAUUAUGCGGCGGUUAAGGGAAUUACCUCCGUCCGCUUCCACCUUCACUUGCGUAUGAUGGCAACAAAGACAAGAGCAUUGUCGCCUCCGCCAGGUCAGUAGUCUAGGUUUUGGUCCUUCAUCUUGUUAGUUAGAUCCUAUCAUAGGUUCAAUUAUGUAGGGGCGUCCUAUU